Messenger RNA from Hordeum vulgare subsp. vulgare (domesticated barley), 765 nucleotides. RefSeq names its product thiosulfate sulfurtransferase 16, chloroplastic-like. The record is from RefSeq and is a predicted model, not a curated record. Gene Ontology annotation, molecular function: catalytic activity. Lineage: Eukaryota; Viridiplantae; Streptophyta; Magnoliopsida; Poales; Poaceae. The transcript has 2 exons. Bases 114 to 518 code for a protein of 134 amino acids.
AUCUUUCCAUCAACCAAUCCACUCCACAGCCUACGGAGCAAAACACACAACACAACUAGACACCUUUUUUUUCUUCGUCGUCCCUGCUCAAAUCCUCCACAAAUCCAUUAACCAUGGGCUCCCUGACAAGCAGCAGCACCGGCCGGAAAAGCACCGUGGAGAGUGUGGACCCGGAGGCGGCGUGCGCGCUGCUGGCCUCGGAGCAGUAUGGGUACGUGGAUGUGCGCAUGUGGGAGGACUUCGACAGGGGGCACGUCGCCGGCGCACGUAACGUACCAUACUACCUCUCCGUCAACCCUAACGGCAAGGAGCGCAACCCUCACUUUGUCGACCAGGUUGCCGCGCUCUACUCAAAGCAGGAUCGGUUACUCGUCGGCUGCCGCUCCGGGGUCCGGUCAAGGCUCGCCACUGCAGACCUCGUCGCCGCCGGGUUCACUAAUGUGAAGAACCUGGAGGGCGGCUACCUCUCCUUGCUCAAGAGCGCAAGCUACCCGCAGCCGACAACCAGCCACCCCUGAUCCAUCAAUUCUAUAUCUAGAAUAAAUACUACGGUGUAUUAUCCAUCGUAUUAUGAAGAAGACGACGAAGAAGCGUCUUCAGAGCCGAGGAGGAAUUAUUACUUUUCAUGGGAAAUAAGGCAGUGUGGAUGUAUAUCAGUAUAUGCAUUUGCAUCCUAUGUUCUGGACUUGCAUCCGACUAUAAUAGUGAUUUUCCAUUUAUGAAUGUAUACUGCAAAAAGGAAAACAAAAUAUGUUUUUAUUCGUC